CCUUCAAAACUAGGAUUCAAGAAAGUAACAAUACAAAACUUAUUCAAACCAACAAGGAAUCAUUCUUAACCAAGAGAACCCCAAUUACCAAAUACACUCUUAAUUAUUAUAUGCAUUGAGCCUUGUAUAUAUAUAUAUUUAUAUUGAUAUAAAUAGAGAUAUCUGUAUCACGGUUCUCUCAUUCAUUCAUUCAACCCAUUCCCAUAAAAUUUGUUGGAAUAAUAAGGAAACUAAAAAUCACAAGUUUAAGAUAGAAGAAGCUAUACAACUAGUAUUAUUCUGCAAUGGGAAAAAAUAACACUGCUGGGGCUACAAUCAAUGGAUCAUAUGAGGAAUUUGAACCUUGCUGCAGAUGGAUUAGAGAAGAAAAACAUGUCACUGUUGAGAUUGAUUUGAAGGGUUUCAAAAAGGAGCAACUUAAGGUUCAAACCAACAACAAAGGGUUGCUAACUAUUUUUGGAGAAAGGCCUCUAGAUUCAUCCAACAACAAAUGGAGCCGUUUUCACAAAGAAAUUAGGCUUCCAAAAGACACAAAUGUGAAUGAAAUCAGCGCGAAGUUAUCUCAUGGAGUGCUCUCUAUUGUGAUGCCAAAGAAAGUUGAAGAGCAAUACUCCUCCUCCAUUGGUGAAUUGAAAACAAGGAAGAGGACAGCAAUUAAGGUUGUAAUUGGAGUAGUGGCUGUGGUGGUCACAUUGGUUACACUUGGAACUUUCGUAACAAGAAUUAUGAAUACUCAUUAUCCUCGUGGUGGUGCUGCCAAGGUUGAUACUUGAUAAUGUUGCAAAUGUUUAAUAAUUUGAAUGAAAUUGGUUAAGUAUGAUGAGUCUUUGUUCUGAAUAUUUUGUGUUGGGAGAAAGGACAGUGCCAAAUUUUAGUUAAAUGUAUUAUAUCAAAUCUUUAAUAUAUGAGAAAAAUUGAAUAAAGU
Arachis stenosperma is the source of this 925-nucleotide messenger RNA. RefSeq names its product inactive protein RESTRICTED TEV MOVEMENT 2-like. The transcript has 2 exons. Gene Ontology annotation, biological process: protein folding; response to salt stress; protein complex oligomerization. Bases 285 to 773 code for a protein of 162 amino acids. The record is from RefSeq and is a predicted model, not a curated record. NCBI's taxonomy places the organism in Eukaryota, Viridiplantae, Streptophyta, Magnoliopsida, Fabales, Fabaceae.